Messenger RNA from Penaeus vannamei (Pacific white shrimp), 4199 nucleotides. Lineage: Eukaryota; Metazoa; Arthropoda; Malacostraca; Decapoda; Penaeidae. The record is from RefSeq and is a predicted model, not a curated record.
UGCGACUUGGAGGUGAGCGAGCACUUGGUGUCGUUGCACCGUCGAGGACGACCAAGAUGGAGCGCGACGAGUGAGUGACAUCGCCGUUUCUCCCAACUCUCCGCCAAGCCCCAGGUUUCCGCAACGCCGCCUGUCAAGAACGCUGCCAUGCAGCUCGACCAGAUCCUCAGCGCCGCUGUGGCCGCCGUCAACGUGGAGGAGGUGGAGCAGCUCCCUUCGCCGGACAUCCCGCAGAACUCCCCAACGCCCCCCGCCUCGGCGCGUGACCACAGGGUGCUGCAUUACCUGCCCGGGCAUGGGCUCGCCUCCACCCCCUUCGAAGGAACGCCGUUGGAGGCCCAGACCGAGGUCGAAGGGCUCUGCCACUACCCGCCGGAGGUUCCACCGCAGGAGCUGACGGACGUGGGCCACACGGACUCGACUCCGGCGUGCGCGAGCGCGGCCGAGGUGCAGCACUUGAUCGACCUGGACACGAAGGAAGCCAUGCAGGUGUACCACGAGGCGCUGCAGGACGCGCAGCCUCCGCCCGACGGGGACCUCGGCGACAUGAACUUCUUCGCGCUGGACGACAACCUGGUGAUCACGUCCCAGCAGGCGCUCGAGAUGUUCGAGUCGCCCCCCGCCAUGGACUACGGUGCCACCUACCACGUCCUGACCGCGUCGGAGAACCCGCCGCAGGUCAACACGCCGCCCAUGGAGGUGGGCGGGGCCGUGUGCCCCGAGGGGCCGACGCCCAGCGAGAUUUUGGCGCAGGAGGAGAUCCCCAUCCAAGAGGAAGUCCUGCUGCAGGGCGUGGGGCCGGCCCCGACAGACGUGCCCGUGCCGUCGGCAGAGAUCGAGGUCCUGACGACCCCUGACGUGCCCCAGUAUACUGCGCUGGCACCCGCCAGUGCCACCGCCGACGGCGCCAUAGACCUCAUUGACCCCGACGCUCUCCAGUGUCUGCCGGGGACGGCCCUGGACGCCACCGUGGACGCGGAGGGGCGCUUCGUGGUGCAGGUGACGGCGCCAGGCAUCAACAUGACGGUGCCCAACAGGUACGUGGGCAGCGAGGACAUCGUGGUGCAGCUGCCGUGCGUGGCCGCGUCGCCCCCCGGCGCGGAGGCGAGGCCCCACGACCCACCCUCCAGCACGGGCCCGUACACGACGCAGGGGGAGUGCCCCUCGGUGUACUCGGGGCCCGCGCUCGGCCGUCGCGAGCCCCCGAGUCAAGCGGCGAGCGGCGCGAAGGGCGGCGGCCAGCGCGAGAGGGCGAGCAAGGGCGGCGGCGCGUCCCGGCCGGCGGCGCAGGAACCCGUCAGGGAUCGCUCGGACGUCCUGACAGCGCUUAGGGAGUCUAUCUUCCGCUCAAGAGCCAAGAAGCGAGGCAGAGGCACCGAGGGCGGCGCCGACAAAGCCCCGAAACGCCGGCCCUUAACGCCGAGGGCUGAGGACGUCUGUGGCACCAAAGACUCCGGCGAGCGGCACGAGGGCGGCCGCUACGGCGUCGACGGCCCUUCGCACUACACCUACGAGACGACCAAGAGGACGCCCCACACGCCCGCCCCCGUCAGCAGCGCCGCGGCUCCUUACGGCUACGACGCGCCCGCCGAGAGUGCGCCUCGGAGGAGCCAGCCUCGCCAGCCCGCGGGCCACGGCGCCGCCGCGCACCACCGCCACUGCCAGAACAACGGCAGCAGCACCACCACCAACAGCGACAACAACAACAACGGCGGGAUGAUGGUGCUGCGUCCCGAGGAGCUGCUGUCGGCGCUGCAGCGCGGAGGGCAGGGCCCGGCCUCGCCGCUGGUGGUGAUGCGGCCCGAGGACCUGCACGCAGGCUCGCCGGACGCGGGGGACCCCCUGCAGGUGCAGCUCGUGUACCUCGUGUACCCGAUGGAAGGCGCAGGAUCUGCAACGCGACCAGUCCCUACCGAAAUGGCUCCACACAAGGCCUUCCCCAGAGAUGGACAAGAGCCUCCAUCAGCUACUAACAAGCAAGUUCCCUGGUUACCCAGAGAACGACACCAUGAGAACCAUUCCACCACCUUAACCCCCCUCAGAAGUUCAUUUGAAAAGAACAAUCAGCAAGAAAAACCCAUUGCCGAAUGGACGUAUGAGGAUGUAGUCUUCUUCAUCUUCAAAGCCCAGGAAGACCUAAACCUGGACAGCAAGAACCUCGAUGUCAACUUCUCCGAGUUGAGUGGUUCAACAGGGGAAGAUCUCUUGAACAUGGAUAUUGAGGGAUUUAAGAGAUUCUCAAAGGGUUAUGGAGAGCAAUACUACAGAUACUUCAUUGAAAUGAGAGAUGAGGAGAGAAGAUUAGAGUUGCAGAGACAUGAAGAGAUACAGAGAAGAGAGGAAUUGAGAAGGCAAGAGGAAGAGAGAAGACAAUCACUUGUUUCCUCCCACCAAAUGCUCUACAAGUCCCAUCUCUUCUCCCCAACCUCUUAUGAGUACUUAGUCAGCCCAAGCAGCCAAGGUCAGGCUGCUCACCUCCCAUCACCCUCCCCUAGAGAAGCCCCCCCAACCCUGAUUGAGACGCAGGCCCCAUAUGAGAUCCGCUAUGAAGCUCCAAGGUCUAUGGCGAUGGAGAAUGGUCACAGGUCUGGAAUCUCUGACAGCCUUCCAACGGCCUCCAUGAAAACCUUCCCAUUGUUUUCAUCUACCUCGCCUUCCAAUCACUACCACUCGGUCGCAGACAGCCUCUCAGAUCCUGACCACAGCGCAGCCGAAGAAGAGGAACCUAAGCCAGAAGUGCCAAAGAAACGAGGUCCUGGAAGACCACGUAAGCCUGAAAAUGAAUUAAAGAAGAAGAAAAAGAAAACAGGUCGUCUGUGGGAAUUCAUUCGGAACCUCCUCCUUGAUCCCGAGACGUGCCCAUCUAUGGUCAAGUGGGAAAAUCCCGAGGAAGGGAUUUUCAGAUUUGUUCAAGCAGAAAAGGUCGCGCAGAAAUGGGGUGAGCGGAAACAGAAUAAGGAUAUGAACUAUGAGAAGCUGAGUCGGGCAAUGAGGUAUUACUACAAAGGUGGUGUAUUUGAAGCUGUACUUGGGAGAAGAUUAGUAUACAAAUUUGGAAAGAAUGCCAAGAACUGGAGGCCUUCCAAUCCUAACUUUGCCAACCCCCCAGCAAUGUAGGUUGCCCUCAACAGAGAUUAGAUGGUGUGCUUGCAAGUGAGUUAUGGCCACAUGGUAAAGUGCCGUGAUGACUACCAACUUGCGACGCCUCAAGGCACAGCUCAAGGGGCGAGUGGAGGGCUGAUCUCUGCUUCAGUAAUGGGAUGAAGAGGCCUGUCUUCCUUCUGAUAAAGCAGUGUUGCCACACACAGAAAAUUGUGUUGUUUUAAAAGGUAACUUGUGAACAGACCUCAAGCUCACAAUUUCCUAAUGCCAAAGACUUUUGAGUGUAAGUGCUGAUUUUACAUGUAUAGAUUGUCUUAAAGAGAGUUGAAAUAUUUCUUUCUUUUUUACUGUUGAUGUUGACAUGGCUGAUAAUUUAAAAACAAUCAAUCUAUUUUUACAUAAAUUGUCUUGACAAAAGGGAACAAGAAGCAUUUAUAUGUUAUCAUGUACAACUUGAUAGACUGAGAGCCAAUUUCAGUGAACUUGAUGCAUUUACCAGAUCAUUUUCUUUCCUUGUUUAAAUUCUACUCAAAGUAGAGUUGAGGAUCCCCAGUACUUUCAUUAUAGGAAGGGUGUUUAGUGUAGCUCAUCUUUUGUAUAUAUUUAUACAUAUAUGUAUUUAAAGAAAACUAGUCAUGAAGCUAGAUAUUAAGUAUAUUUUCAAAGAUGAUAACACAGCACAAGAAUCCAUGAGUACAGUAUGAGAACUUCAAUUACUGGUGUGAAGUGCCAAUUUGUAUAUAAUAUUUUGUAAGAGAAAGGAAAAUCAAAAUGCUUCUGCCAUCCCUCUUGUUGAAUAUUUUUCAUUUUCUAAAUCUCCUUGUUAAAUAUUCUUCUAAAUCUUUCAUUUCACAAAUGAAGUGCCAGAAAUCUUGCAAUCAGUGCCUUGUCUGUGCAAUACUUUAAUUAAUUAAUAUAAAGAACCUGUGUAUAUUAUGUAAAUAAAAUAGAAAGUUAUGCCUACAGAUUAUACAAUGUGGAGUGCAAGACCUGUGAAACAUAUUUGUACAAAGCUUUUUACUCAACAUGGUUGUAGGUUCACAACCAUUACUGGUGCUCAUGUAUUGUCAUAUACUCAAAAAAUGCUCAAUAUUUAA